AUGAGGGUUUUGCGCCAAUGUGAAAUAUUUCUGCCGACUGCUGGGAGCACCAGUUUAAAGCUUCGUCUUCUAUCUUGUAGAGUUGAGCAUGAAGGCAUACAAUCUGAUCCAAUUGAACUAAGUCAGUUUGUUGGUUAUGUGAAGAAAAACAAACUUCAGUCAGAGAGCUUCUUUAUUGGAUCAAAUCAAUAUCUUGUCACCUCAAUUCACGAGAGUUGGUUUGCUGCUAGGUGCAUGAACACAUCAAAACCUGCUGGUGAAGGUGCUAUUGUGAUGCAGACGGCAGCAUUCCUCUUGGUUGGACUAUAUGAGGGCUCUAUUGGAUCAGCAUCUCGUGCAAUGGUAGCUCUCGAUCAAUUUGCAUGGCAAUUAGGCCGAAGAAACCUUUAAUGUCAUUGCAUCAAGGUAAUAUGGACAAAUCAUUACACUUGAAAGAAAGAUAGCUCAACUACGUUAGGGAUGGAGGGCCGACAUUAAUGAUCAGUGAACGUCUAAUUUCGAAAGAAGCAUAGUUGUUGCCAAAGAAAAUAACUAACUUUGGAAAAUUGCAAAGUGAACGUUCCUAUGUGUAUUAUUAAGUGUAGUGUCGGACAAAGACAACUGCAAGGCCAUUGACAACUUCAUACUGAUGGAAAUAUUGGCGGAGAGAACUUGCAUUCGUCUAAUUUUUUAUAAUGAUAUUCUUGAGCUUAGUGUUCUUUCUAGGGGACAGUUCCUCUUACCAAUAAAUUUGAUAAAUAAUCAUA
Molecule: messenger RNA, 746 nt
Organism: Olea europaea var. sylvestris
Lineage: Eukaryota; Viridiplantae; Streptophyta; Magnoliopsida; Lamiales; Oleaceae
Exons: 4
Coding region: 1-390 (129 amino acids)
Molecular function (GO): actin binding
Source: RefSeq, a predicted model, not a curated record